Molecule: messenger RNA, 378 nt
Organism: Eucalyptus grandis
Lineage: Eukaryota; Viridiplantae; Streptophyta; Magnoliopsida; Myrtales; Myrtaceae
Exons: 1
Coding region: 1-378 (125 amino acids)
Source: RefSeq, a predicted model, not a curated record
AUGGGAAACUGUUGCAGAGCUGAGUCUUCAUCAUCAUCAUCCAUGAUCUGGGCUGGUGAUGAUUGGAAGUCGCUGCUUAAAGAUGCGGGAGAAGGCAAGAGGCUUCUCGAUGGUGCUGAUGGACAGAGAGUUUCUUCUUCUUCUUCUUCUUCUUCUUCUUCUUCUUCUUCAUGCAGGAGAGAGAUUAAGAUCAAGAUCAGUAAGGAGGAGCUAGAGAAGUUGGUGCAGAAAAUGGAAGCUCAAGGACUGUCUCUAGAGGAAGUCCUGCCUCUUCUGAUUAACAAGAACACUUUCAGUUGUCAUGGAUUGGGUUUCGCGAAGCAUGGCGGUCAUCAUUCAUGGAGACCGGCUUUGCAAAGUAUUCCGGAGGCCAUCUAA